Molecule: messenger RNA, 6093 nt
Organism: Anguilla rostrata (American eel)
Lineage: Eukaryota; Metazoa; Chordata; Actinopteri; Anguilliformes; Anguillidae
Product: TBC1 domain family member 10A-like
Exons: 10
Coding region: 387-1742 (451 amino acids)
Source: RefSeq, a predicted model, not a curated record
UAGGCACCCGGGGCGGAUCUGUCAGACUGAUCUACUGCGCAUGUGCCCGGAUCCCUGAAAGCCAGUGUGACCAAACGACUCGUGGAAAAUGUAGCGCUGGAAGCUGUAAACAAAAAUAACACCACAUUUGAAGAUGACAGUUCCGAGGGAUAUCAAAUUCUGUUUUCCCAAUCUGACUAUAUCAGUUAUGCCUUCACUAUGCGGGGACGGGCCGCUGGACGCUUGACUUCAGAAGCUAACUAGCUACUUCGAGGGGUUGCAAGUUAACGUUGCAUGCUGGAUAUCGGUUGUUGUCCACAGAAAAGCACGUUAGCCACUGGGUUUGCUCUGGAGACGUUAAAGGGAACUGCGUUGACCGCAAGCUAGCAAGUUGUUGGUUCCAUAGCAUGCUAACUGCUAUGGCUCGGAUACAAGGAAAUGGUGUCCAGGCGGUCGAUGCCAGAAGCUUUCGCGGCACCACGGAGAGCCUGGCCAACCCUGAGGAUACCUCCUUCGGUUCAGAAUCCGAAGUCAACGGCUUUGCUGCCCCCGAAAGGGAAACCGACAAAUACGGAUUUAUCGGAGGGGCGCAACAGAGCAGCAGCGAGUCGGCUGAGGACGUCCCACCGGAGGUGCUGAGACAGCGGGAGGUCAAGUGGCUGGACAUGCUCAACCACUGGGACAAGUGGAUGGCCAAGAGACACAAGAAGGUGAAGCUGAGGUGUCAGAAGGGCAUCCCGCCCUCUCUGCGGGGCCGGGCGUGGCUCUACCUGUCCGGGGGGAAGGUGAAGAGGGAGCAGAACCAGGGGAAGUUCCAGGAGCUGGACAGCCAGGCCGGAGAUCCUAAGUGGGUGGACGUGAUUGAGAGGGACCUACACAGGCAGUUCCCCUUCCACGAGAUGUUCAUGGCACGCGGGGGAUACGGGCAGAAGGAUCUGUUCAGCGAUGCUUUCUGGGGUUUGGUCCAGAUCUGUGAGAAGUACUUACCAGGAUACUACAGCGCAGGCCUGGAGGCGAUCCAGCUGGACGGGGAGAUUCUGUUCGCCCUGCUGCGGCGCGUCUCUCCCCUGGCCUACCGCCACCUGAAGAAGCACAAGAUGGACCCCAUCCUGUACAUGACCGAGUGGUUCAUGUGCGCCUUCUCCCGCACCCUGCCCUGGGCCUCCGUGCUGCGUGUGUGGGACAUGUUCCUGUGUGAGGGUGUAAAGAUCAUAUUCCGGGUGGGCCUGGUGCUGCUGAAAUGCAUGCUGGGAUCUCAGGAGAAGCUGAAGAAGUGCCCGGGCCAGUACGAGACCAUGGAGCUGCUCCGAGCCAUCCAGCCGCGCUACAUGCAGGAGAGCUUCCUGGUCCGAGAGGUGCUGGAGCUGACCGUGUCGGAGCGGGACAUCGAGAAGGAGCACCACGCCCAGCUGCGGCGCUGGAAGGAGACGCACGGCGAGCUCCGCUGCAAGUCCCCUCCCAGGAUGCACGGCGCCCGCGCCAUCAUGGUCGCUGAGCCGCCCAGCCGGCAGGACCUCAAGCAGAAGCCUACCAUCGUUGUGGACUCGCCCCUCGCCCCCUCCUCCUCAUCCCGGCCUGGCGGGAGGGGGGCGGGGGCGGGGCAGGAGGAGGACGCGGCGAGGGGGAGGGGCCGGCCGACGGGGAAGGAGGGGCCGGCCAAUCCUAACCUCCUACCCAGCGACCCCCGCCCCCUCGUCAAGGACACGCCCCUCCACGGCUCCGCCCAGAGCGUCAGCAGCACGGAGCACGACACCUACCUGUAGCUCGCCCUCUUGUGGCGGGAGAGGGGAAGCGUGGCCAGGAUUGGUGGAGAGAGGCCAGGAGCGAAUGACUGCUGAUGAUGACUGUCUCGGAAACCUGGGGCAGCCUCCCGCACAGCCCCGCCUCUCCCCAUUGUGACAUCAGCAGAUUUCUGUAGCUCCUCCCACAUGACCUUUUGCCCCCUGCAGUGCCAGACCCAGACAGUUUACACGUUGAGACCCCCCCUCGCCCCCCCUCGCCCCCAACCCUCAAAGCCAAGCCCCUGUCUGAAGAGUUUUUAUUUUUUAUUUGUGUUUUUAUAUCAUACUACAAUAGUCUGUGCGGUUUCUAAACUAAAGGCCAGUGUGAAAUCCCGUACACACAGGGAUUGUGGGUCGCCCUUUGUCCAAAUGUCCACCAAGCCGGGGAGACAUACCUGCACGGUUUCCUCUGGAGGGCUGUGGAAGUUCACCAAGCACUGAUCUGGGGUCAGCUGACUGAAUGCUCACCCUAACCCAAACCCUUGUGCAGAAACAGCUAAAGCUGAUCCCAGGUCAGGGCUGGAGGGCACUCCUCUCUGUCCAUUCAGGUCUUCCGGAUCAUUCCUUUUCAGGGACAUGGAAAGGUUUCUGAAAACAAGACUGUGUUGCUGAAACACUCUGCUAGUGUGCUGGCUGCCGUCUUUUAUUAGCUCAUUUUAUAAGUUUUCAUUUAUAUGGGAAGAACAGCCGCAGCCCUCUUUGAUUGUGACAUCAUAGAGGACCAGGGCCGGCAUGGAAUGCCAGAGACUAUGCAGCCGAUCAGCUGGGGGUGGGGUGGAGACGGCGGUGUUAGGAAGCCAUUUUAAGAGCCAGUUUUUUCUUUUUGUUUUGGUGCCAUUGAAUUGAUCUUAACUGACCUCCAUGGCUAAGGACCAACUCCACUUUCUGUAGUUCUGUAGUUUUUCUGUAGUACAAUUCUCCCUUCUGAGUGCCAACCAAUACCCAGCCCCACUUAGCUUCACCUUCUCAGAAGGCCAUUGGCCUUGGCUGCUCACUGCUGACCCCGCCCACUCCACUCGAACCACGGGCAUUCAGCCGAGCUUUCCCUCUGUACCGCCUCCGAUCAUUUCUGUUCUCUCAGAGAUCAGUGUUCUCCUCGUUAUUUGUUUACCGAGCGUACACUGUUCUCCAAAGCCAGUUACACACCCGCAUUUCUUAUAUAACUCCUAUUUAAACAGCUUGAUUUUUACUGAAGCAGUUGAGGUUAAGUACCUUUCCCAAGGGUUCAAUGGCACUGCCCCAUUUUGGAUUUGAACCUGCAGUCCCUGAGAUACAGACCCAACUCCAUAAGGUUGUCGUGGCCGAUUUCAUCUGAGUUAUUGGACGGCAGUGAGAGAUGUAAUGGAUAUUCCCGAGCAUCAGGGGGCGCUGUUUGACAAUAUUUCCCUCCAGUUAUAAACAUUCCUCUUCACUCAAGUGUGAGUUUCAACAGCAAAAACAUUCCUCUGCCUGACAAAAGCAUUCCUCAUUUAAAAUGACUGGGAAACCUUUCACAAAAUCAUGUGCCCAUGGUUCCUAAGUGAAGAGAAGCAGGACUGGAACAUGCUUUAUGGUCAAGCUGCAGAAAUGAUUGUUAGCCGAUGUCUGGCACACGUUUCAGAGUAGCCUUAACUUUCACACAUUCAGUGAGCACUUCCUGCUCCGCCCUCGGAGCAGUGAACAAACAGGAAACAAGCGCCUCCACGCAGCUACACCCCCCCUGGCCCUUCUCGCCCCUGGCCCUUUUGAAAGCCCCGUUUCCAAGUUUUAUCACAAAAUGGCCGCAGGGGUUGAGUGGCUGCUCUCCCCUGUGGGUUUGCGCCAGGAAAGCCACUUCUUUAGCAACAGCCUGAGCAACGGGAAGCUUCAGGACAAAUCUCACUUCUGUAUCAGAGCCGAUUUCUCUCAAUGAGAAGUGAACUUUCCAGACUGUAAUACUGGACAGAUCGGAAGAAAAUACAAUCAAAACAUUUCAGUUACAAAUAGCUGGGAGUGGCCGUUCGAAUUAGUUGACAAUGAGCACAAACAUGUUAAGAAUUGGCAUGAAAAGUAAUGUUUAACUACAACUGCAGGUCACACCAGUCACUAUGAUAUGUAGUGCCCUCAUGGGAGUUGUAGUUUAAUUAUUAAUUUGGUGUUUUAUUUUACGUUGAUUGCCUGAUUCCUUGAUGCAAAUCAACAAAUAACAAACAGACAAAUGCAGUUUUAAUUUUGUCGUGUCUCAUUUCAAAUUCAUGCAUUUGGUUAGAGAUCCAUUCUGGAAGUUUCUUAACUUCUGCUUGCCUAGCAUACAGCAGUGCAUUGAGUCUAUGCAGUGCAUCGUGGGAAAUGUAGUUCUGUAUGCCGUUACACUUAGCCCCCCAUGACUGUUCCAGGAUGAAGCAAGAAAGGGCACUAAGUGGAAAAUGAACCUUCCCAGGCUGUGUGUCUGCACUGGGAGUUCCUGGAAUAACAGACUGUGCUGUUAGAGACGCACAGAAAACAGGAAGUUUGACCUACAAGAAUGAUGAGGAGGAAUUUUGUAUGUGAAGUAGCCAACUGGCAUCUAGGACUUUCAAUCAUUUUUGUUUUUAUGUACAAAGUUAUUUUUUUCAAACCUGUAAAGAUUUACAUUCUUGUAUAUAACAUAAAGAUAACAGACUUAUGACACUAUAGAUUUAUAAAUUAAAUCUUUUGUAAAGCUUCAAAGUUUUUGUUUUUGGGCAGAAUGUAUAAGCUGUUUUUAUUUGUUUGUUUCUUGCUCACAGGAACGUUGACCAUUUCAAAGCUGUUAUAUGAAGGUUGUGUGCGGGGCGUCUUCACUAUCGAACGCUGUGGCCUGUCCCAUGUGUUGUCGUACUCUGCUGUGAGAGAAACUACAGUGACCAGCUUUCUUAAACCCUCACCAAGCAUGUACGCUUAUGAUUGGCUUAGCGCCGGCUUGCAUGUUCCAGUAUGUCCCAUUCUUAUUGGUGCUCCUCUAAGGUCACACAUAUAUAUAUACUCACACACAUAUAUACACACACCGGCCACUUUAUUAGAUAAACCGGUUCAACUGCUCAUUAACGCAAGUAUCUAAUCAGCCAAUCACAUGGCAGCAACUCAAUGCAUUUAAGCAUGUAGACAUGGUCAAGGCGAUCUGCUGAAGUUCAAACCAAGCAUCAGAAUGGGGAAGAAAGGUGAUUUAAGUGACUUUGAACGUGGCAUGGUUGUUGGUGCCAGACAGGCUGGUUUGAGUAUUUCAGAAACUGCUGAUCUACUGGGAUUUUAACGCACAACCAUCUCUAGUGUUUACAGAGAAUGGUCCGAAAAAGAAAAUAUCCAGUGAGCGGCAGUUCUUUGGUUUAAAAUGCCUUGUUGAUGGCAGAGGUCAGAUGAGAACGGCCAGACUGGUUUGAGCUGAUAGAAAGGCAACAGUAACUCAAAUAACCACUUGUUACAACCGAGGUAUGCAGAAGAGCAUCUCUGAACGCACAACACUUCGAACCUUGUAGCAGAUGGGCUAUAGCAGCAGAAGACCACACCGGGUGCCACUUCUGUCAGCUAAGAACAGGAAACUGAGGCUACAAUUGGCACGGGCUCAACAAAAUUGGACAAUAGAAGAUUGGAAAAACGUUGUACGUUGUGUGUAUAUAUAUAUAUAUAUUCCUCAGGGCUUUGUGCUGUCCUGUGAAGGAUUAAAACUGGCAACCCUCAGAUCCACAAGUGUGCAGUCCUGACCACUGCUCUGGUACCCAGACCACUACUCCACUCUAAUCACUGCUCCACUCUGCUACUCUAACCACUGACCUACUCUGCUACUCUAACCACUGACCUACUCUGCUACUCUAACCACUGCUCCACUCUGCUACUCUAACCACUGCUCCACUCUGCUACUCUAACCACUGCUCCACUCUGCUACUCUAACCACUGCUCCACUCUGCUACUCUAAUUACUGCUCUAUUGCUACUCGGACCAAAGUUCUUUACACUCACACACAUGUUCUCUGUUAGUUUUCUGGUGUUCAUGUAUUGAGUGUGCUCAGCAGAUACCCAUCGUUUUAAUGUUAAAACCGCUCGGACCGCAAGCAGUCCUGCAGCCAUUGGAGUGCCCCUCACUCCCGGGCCCUGGCCCUUUCUUCCAGGGAGCCGUCAGGAGCAGAAAAUGGCGGUAAUGUGCGACCGUACAAUAAGUUCACAAACUGCUCAGAUGGUCCCGUCUUUCCGCAAAGCCAACAUCAUGUUUUCUCUCUGAAAGUUUAAGAGCCCCUGCUGCAUGUGUUGAGAGACAGGAGGAUUGUUUUUUUUUGUUGUUGUUUUUUUAAUUCAAAAAGCUGUUAUCUAAUGCUGUAGAAAAAAAACACCUUUUACAGUGAAUAAAUUUGAUACUCUUCAAA